UGUAACCAACUAACGUAUUCGCGAACAACGGAUUACGUUAUAAAAUAUAUAACAACAUAAUCAGCCUAAAAAACCUGCAUAGAAUGGGCGGAUUGAAAUGCGACAAUAAUUUUCAUUACAUUUAGUAAUGACUGAUUUAAGCCUUUUCUCUUUUUUCGAUCGUAUAAACUAAAGAGCGGCGGUACUGCAGUAUUCUGUCCUUUAUAGGAUCCCGUAGGCAUCUUUCAGUGUUCUCCCUUGUAGAUGUGCAGUUUGUGGUGACACACACCAAGUGCUGAAGGGAUCUCUGGGCGCCAUGGAGCAGAUUAAUAACAUCCAGGUAGUUCCGUGCACCAGCUCAGAUAUCUUGAAACCGUUCAGGGUGCACUACAGCCAGAAUGGAACCAGGAAGUCUUGGGACUUUAUGCAGACCCAUGACAGUGUGUCUGUCUUGAUCUUCAACACGACCCGUCACUGUUUCAUCCUAGUCAAGCAGUUCCGUCCAGCGGUGUACAUGUGUGAGUGGGAGAAGAGCCAGCCAGAGAAGGUCAAGGAGAAGGUCAGCGAAGAGGCGGGGAAGGAUGCUUCGAAGGGCGGAGAGCCGGGGGCGGAGUCAGCUGAGACAGAGACAGAUAAUGCAGAGCUGGAUUCGGGACACAUCCAGGACAUCCCACCAGCCUCAGUGGGCGUGACCUACGAGUUGUGUGCCCGGCCAGUGGAUAAGCCUGACCUUUCCCUGGAGGAGAUCGCCCGUCAGGAGGUUCUAGAAGAGUGCGGCUAUGACGUUCCUGUCACCAAGCUGCGGAGGAUCACCUCCUACAGGUUGGGCGUGGGAGUCACCGGCGCCAAGCAGACCAUGUUCUACGCAGAGGUGUCAGAUGAGAACUGUGUGGGCGUGGCCGAGGGCAGCAGGCAGGCGUCGGAGGGGGAGCUCGUCGAGGUGGUGAAGGUGCCCUUACAUGAAGCCAUCAGAUUCGCCUACGACGAGAACAUCCCCAAGACCAUGGGCGUGAUCUUCAGCUUCGUCUGGUUCCACAGCAAUAUGUCACCCAAGUACAAGAUAUCCACUAAUGUGUAGCAUGUUCAGCCAGUGUCAAAUUACUCCCCCCUCCCCCCCUCCAUUACCUAGGCUGGGGGAUUUUCUGUUAAUACAUUUUUUUAAUGUAUGGAUGUAUGUAUGUAUGUAUGGAGUAAAAGUGAUUUAGGUAAAUGGCCUUUUUCAUUAUAGCUUGUACAGUAGGUGGUUUCUCUGUUACUCCUACUACAUUUAACUGCUUAAUUCAAGAUUCAAGAUGUUUUAUUGUGCAACAAGUCCAAUAGACUGCUUACCCAGGCACACCCAGAGAACUAUUGUCAGCCCUAAAGCAGUGCUAACACUGUAGUUUUAUUGCAAUUCAUUUGUUGUAAUGUUUUCUUUUUUAUUUCCCGUUAUCAGUGUCUGUUGGCCAUAAUAUAUAAGUCAAGGGCUUAUGGGAUUGGGAAGGUUCUGUUUCGGAUCAUUAACUUUAGAUAUGACAUUUGAUACAGCCAUUCCGCAAGGCAGGGAGCAUAGGGCUGUGUCACAUCCAGUCGUUUCUGUUUAAAUACAGACAGUCAAAACACUAUCAGGCUUGGGAGUCAACUGAGCCUCACCACCAUCAGCAGGCUCAUAACAGGGGGAUGCUACUUGUGGUGAAACGGUGCUAGCAGAUAUCUCAGGUUUUACAGCUGUGGUGGGGCAGGGGCGGGAGGCGCUCACGGCUAGUGUGAAUUGCACGUUUACGCAGUCUUAACAUACAAACAAACACAGACGAACAUGGCACCAUGGAACCGUGGGGGGAUUGUAAUGAUAUGUUUGCGACUGUACAAAUUUGACUUGAGAGCUGCUAAGUGAUUUGGCGGUAACCUGAAAGGUGUCGUUGUGCCUUUAAAUUAACUUCUUUUGGUUAAGGGUGACAGUCAGGAAUGUGGCUCCAGGCUUCCAUUCCCGUGCUCUUAUGUCAUGCUUUGUGCUCUCUGUCAGCAUGCCGUGUGCCAUUUUAGCAGUAGGACUGACAUCUGAGUGAAGUUCGUAGUGCAAAUAAAUGUCCCUGCAACACGGAAGGCCAGAAUGUGGGAGCUGGUCUGUUUCAUUGUAGUAUAAAAUGUGCAGGUUAACUUUGCAAACAGUUUUCCUGUCAUGCUGAUGGAUUGAAGACAGUUAGGAGGUAUGGCGGACAAUGCAAAUGAGGUUUUUUUGUCCUGGAGUACCUGAGCUGUGGCUGCAGCCCAUUCAGGCUGUUUACCGUGGUGAUACAGGGUGAGGAUUCAGGUUUGGGUUCAUUUUGCAAAGCCAUUGAGCUGAAGGAUGUAUAAAUCAGGUUUGAAUGUUAACGGUAUGAUGUAUUAAAGCAGUUUUAUACCACAGUGUUUACUGUAGCUUGCACAAGUAUUAAGUUUUAUUUCUUAAUAUGAAUCAUCAAAUAAGUAAUACAGUAUUGAAUUGACUUGAGUUAAAAUUUUGUACUGGUGUAUGUAUGUUUUGGGCUGUGGAUUUUUAUGGAUUUUCCAUAUUUGUUAAUGAUAUUAAUCUUUGUCUUUGUUUUACAGUAUUAAGACAUAAAUAUAAAUAUUUACAGUCUACUGUUGCGCUGUCAGAAUGUCA
Molecule: messenger RNA, 2602 nt
Organism: Paramormyrops kingsleyae
Lineage: Eukaryota; Metazoa; Chordata; Actinopteri; Osteoglossiformes; Mormyridae
Product: uridine diphosphate glucose pyrophosphatase NUDT14-like
Biological process (GO): nucleoside phosphate metabolic process; ribose phosphate metabolic process
Molecular function (GO): UDP-sugar diphosphatase activity; metal ion binding
Source: RefSeq, a predicted model, not a curated record